AUGCUCUCCCUGGGCGGCGCCAUCGGCAAGUACCGCCUGGUGUCCAAGGAGGAAGCCAGGGAGGUCGCCCACUACAUCUGGAACAAUUUCUUGGGCGGAUCUUCCUCCAACCGGCCCCUUGGGAACGCUGUGUUGGAUGAAGUAGAUUUCGACAUCGAGGGAGGGAGCAGAGACCACUGGGACGACCUUCCUCGCUGCUUGAAGGCCUACAGCACGCCGGAGCGGAAAGUUUACCUGAGCGCGACUCCACAGUGCCCCAUGCCCGACUAUUUCCUUCAACCUGUGAUCGACACCGGCCUCUUCGACUACCUGUGGGUGCAAUUCUACAACUACUGCCGGUACUCCGGCAACGUUGCCACCUUUGAACAGAUAUGGAACCGAUGGACUUCCAUGAACGUAAGCAAGGUGUUCCUCGGAGUCCCUGCUUCUCAUCAGGCAGCUGGAGGUGGCUUCGUUAGACCCGCCGAGCUCAUUACUCAAUUCCGAGGUUAA
This is a messenger RNA of Musa acuminata AAA Group (dessert banana), 492 nucleotides long. RefSeq names its product hevamine-A-like. Gene Ontology annotation, molecular function: chitinase activity. Gene Ontology annotation, biological process: carbohydrate metabolic process. The record is from RefSeq and is a predicted model, not a curated record. Gene Ontology annotation, cellular component: extracellular region. NCBI's taxonomy places the organism in Eukaryota, Viridiplantae, Streptophyta, Magnoliopsida, Zingiberales, Musaceae. Bases 1 to 492 code for a protein of 163 amino acids. The transcript is spliced from 2 exons.